Boleophthalmus pectinirostris (great blue-spotted mudskipper) is the source of this 1032-nucleotide messenger RNA. Its product is annotated as serine protease 27-like. The transcript is spliced from 5 exons. Gene Ontology annotation, biological process: proteolysis. The coding region runs from base 1 to 1032 and encodes 343 amino acids. The record is from RefSeq and is a predicted model, not a curated record. Lineage: Eukaryota; Metazoa; Chordata; Actinopteri; Gobiiformes; Gobiidae. Gene Ontology annotation, molecular function: serine-type endopeptidase activity.
AUGGUAUGGCCCCUCAGGAUAUGUCUGACCUGCUCGUACCUCACACCCCCUCUCAUGCACUCAGUUUGUGGUAUGGCUCCUCUUAACAACAAAAUAGUUGGAGGUGAAGAUGCUCCAGCUGGAAGUUGGCCCUGGCAGGUCAGUCUACAGAGGUCUGGCCGACACAUUUGUGGUGGAUCCCUAAUCAACCGAGAGUGGAUCUUGACAGCAGCUCACUGUUUUCCAAAUACAACGUCCUUCAGCACCAACAGACGAAGAUGGAGGGUUUCACUUGGUCGUGAAAAUCUACGUGGUUCCAAUCCUAAUGAGAUCAAAAAGGCUGUGAGGAGGAUCAGGAUCCAUCCAAAUUAUGACAGUUUUACCAGUGAUAACGACAUUGCUCUGCUCAGACUGUCCUCAGCAGUCACUUUCACAGAUUACAUCAGGCCGGUGUGUCUGGCAGCCGCUCACAGUGUGUUCAACAGUGGCACUGAUAGCUGGGUCACUGGCUGGGGCACCGUUAGAGAGGGAGAACUGCUCCCGUUUCCCCAAACCCUACAGGAAGUGGAAGUGCCUGUUGUGGGAAACCGUCAGUGUAACUGUCUGAACGGCGUGGGCACAAUCACAGACAACAUGAUCUGCGCAGGUCUUUUGGAUGGAGGAAAGGACUCCUGUCAGGGAGACUCUGGAGGUCCCAUGGUCAGUAAGCAGGGCUCUGUCUGGGUUCAGUCUGGUGUCGUUAGCUUUGGUUUUGGCUGCGCUCGACCCAACCUGCCAGGAGUCUACUCCAGAGUUUCCAACUACCAGCCCUGGAUCAACUCCCACAUCAGCUCAGAUCAGCCCGGGUUUGUCCAGUUUAUGUCCAGUGGACCAGAUCCUGACACUAGCGCCACCUGUCCUGGUCUGCCCCCUCCUCCUCUUCUCACUACAACUGCCCCACCACAAGACACAACCACAGUCCCAGAGCCAGAGACUACAGAGGAAGAGCUGCUGGAGCCUACUGCAAAACGUCAGUAUUCCUUCCUCUACUUUUACAACCACUUGUUUAACUAG